Molecule: messenger RNA, 1638 nt
Organism: Fraxinus pennsylvanica
Lineage: Eukaryota; Viridiplantae; Streptophyta; Magnoliopsida; Lamiales; Oleaceae
Source: the annotation of a GenBank genome assembly
AUGUUGAUAACAGUCAGAGAAGUUUCUUCUUCUCUUUGUUCCAUCAGUUCUCUUUCACUGCAUUCCAAUUAUAAACAGUGUUUUAAUAAUAAGCCCAGCAAUUACUUUCAGAAGAACAGUAAAAACUCCAUUUGCAGAGCCACCCUUACUGUCCAGAGAAAGCCUGACCCUUCAUGGAACCUUAAGCAAAGCUGUGAGAGUUCUGAAUUUGAUCCACUGGGAAUUAAUUCAGAUGGAUUAUUAGAUACAAAACCUGCUUGGAAAGAUGCCUGGGCCUCAAUUUCUCAAGCACUUGAGAGUGCCUCAAAUACUAGAAAGGAAAAAGCUUCAUCAGCUAGAGGAGUGGCAGCUGCAAUUGAGGACACUAGCAUUGAUUUUGGCGAUUUCUUCAAAGGCCCACUACCAGAAAAGUUUCUUAAGCUCUUGGGCUAUCUUGCCGUGUCACGGCUUGGAAUAUACAUACCUCUUGGUGGUGUAAAUCGAGAAGCAUUUGUUGGUAAUCUAGAUCAAAACAGUCUAUUGAGCACUUUAGAUUCAUUUUCUGGAGGAGGCAUUGGUCGGCUUGGAAUUUGCUCUCUUGGUAUUGUGCCCUUUAUCAAUGCACAGAUUGUUUUUCAGCUUCUCACACAAAUAUACCCCAAGUUGCAAGAACUCCAGAAAAGAGAAGGCGAGGCUGGAAGAAAGAAAAUUCUUCAGUACACUCGCUAUGCUUCUGUUGGAUUUGCCAUAGUACAGGCAAUUGGCCAAGUGCUCUUUCUUCGCCCUUAUGUCAACGACUUCAGUACUCAGUGGGCUCUCACUUCUGUUAUUUUGUUGACUCUUGGUUCAGUUUUUACAACAUAUAUUGGGGAAAGAAUAACUGACUUAAAGCUUGGGAAUGGUACAUCUCUUUUGAUCUUCACAAAUAUUAUCUCCUACUUGCCAGCAUCUUUCGGGAGGACAGUUGCACAGGCUUUUCAGGAUGGUAACUAUGUUGGACUUAUUGCCACCAUUGUUUCCUUCUUCCUCUUAGUCCUUAGCAUUGUGUAUGUUCAGGAAGCAGAGAGGAAAAUUCCGCUUAAUUAUGCUUCAAGAUUCACCAGCAGAACUGGGGGACUUGAAAAAUCUGCUUACUUACCAUUUAAGGUGAAUAGUUCGGGAGUGAUGCCAAUUAUCUUCUCCACUUCAUCCUUGGCUCUUCCAGGAACACUUGCACGCUUUACUGGUUUGGGUGUCCUAAAGAAUGCUGCUGCAGCUUUGAACCCCGGGGGUUCUUUUUAUCUGCCGACCAACAUUCUAUUAAUAGCCUUCUUCAACUACUACUACACAUUUCUGCAAUUGGACCCUGAUGAUGUCAGUGAACAGUUAAAGAGGCAAGGUGCCUCAAUCCCUCUUGUCCGGCCAGGAAAAAGUACAGCUGCAUUCAUCAAAAUGGUUUUGAGUCGCAUAUCAGUCCUUGGUUCUGCGUUUUUGGCAAUCCUGGCUGCUGGUCCUGCUGUGAUUGAACAAGCUACCCAUCUGACUGCAUUUCGGGGAUUUGCAGGCACGUCAGUUCUCAUUCUUGUAGGUUGUGCAACAGACACAGCAAGAAAAGUUCAAGCAGAGAUAAUUUCUCAGAAGUACAAGAAUAUAGAGUUCUAUGACAUUGAUAAAUAUUGA